GGGAAUUAAGUUGACAGCAAUGAAUGACAGCAUUCCAUUCCAUUAUACCGUUGCGUUUGUUUGUAGUCUCGCGAUUAGUGAGUGAUACGAUAACACAUUGUGAAAAGUUUUACGCAGAAUCGGAAAAGUUUUGAAAAUUUUGUUUGUCUGUUGAAAUCAUGUAAGGAUGUAUGAAUUUCAAGUUUACAGUGCGUGAAGUGCCUUAAACUACUGGAAGUAUAAAAAAAGUGUGUUGUUAUUAAAUGUGUUUGUUGUUUUAGUGCAAUUUUUUAGUAGUUGUGUCUUCACAACAGGUGUCGUAGAUGCACGGGGGGAAUUUAAAUGACCGCAGGGCGCUUGAAAGAGAGGCCCUGCGAAAUGUCAUUAAUCAAUGGAACGCCAAUAGAUUGGAUCUGUUCGAACUUUCCGAACCCAAUGAGGAUCUCGAAUUUCACGGGGUGAUGCGUUUCUAUUUUCAAGAUUCUGGUCAAAAAGUCGCUACGAAAUGUAUACGCGUUGCUUCGGACGCGACCGUCGAAGAUGUCAUCGGUACUCUCGUAGAAAAAUUUCGUCCGGACAUGAGGAUGUUAUCGGUACCGUCUUACGCUCUUUACGAACUCCACGAAGGAUGUCCCGAAAGAAAAAUGGCGCCCGACGAAAAACCCCUUUUAGUGCAACUUAAAUGGCAUGUGGACGACAGAGAGGGGAGAUUCUUGUUGAAAAACGUUGACGAUAAAACGACGGGUACGAUGGGAUCACUGGAUUCGAAUGCGAGCUUUCGACGAAAAUUAUCGAAACGAGACAAAAAACAACUGAAAAAACAAGAAAAAAUGUCGAAAAUGAAAUUGGAAAACGGCGAUGCACAUGACAACGACGGCGUUGCGGAAAAACUAUAUACUGAGUUACCUGAAACAUCAUUUACUAGAUCCAUAUCGAAUCCCGAAGCAGUUAUGAGGAGACGAAGGCAGCAACAACUAGAGAAAAAAUUACAACAAUUUCGAUCAAAAGACGGGGGUCCGGAUACCGGUGGUACUCUGAAGAUUUACGGAGAGGCUCUUUGUAAAGACGUACCGUAUAAAACGUUGUUGUUGUCGGUUCGGGAUUGUGCGGGGACUGUAGUGCGCGAAAUGUUAGACAAAUACGGCCUUACGCGAACGGAUCCGUCUCUUUGGUGUCUUGUUCAGGUGACCCAACAACCCGGUUGUCCUGACACCGAAUACAUUCUAGACGACGACGAGUGCCCGUUGAAUAUCCUUAUGACUGCUCCAAAUACUGGCUCCAUAAUGUUUCACGUGAGGAGAAGACCUGCGGACUGCGCUCCGAGAAAAAGAAAAAAGAAACCGGGAGCUCUAGGUCAAGCGGCUAGCACCCGCGACGUCCGAGGAGAUACCGCACCAUUGCUCGUCGAACUAGGACCUGACGGAUCGGCACCUCACCCAGGCGAUACCGCUAGAACAAUCAGAUUAACAAACGAUGUCAUGGAGGUCGGUUCGGCUAACGGUAUAGCUCUCCAAUUAUACGGUCCUCAUAUUCAACCCCGUCAUUGUGUUAUCACGAUAAAUGCCACAGAUGGCGUAACAUCGUUGACGCCUUGCCAUGCGGACGCCCAUACGUACGUCAACGGGCAACGUAUCCAUCAAACGACGAUCCUCCAACACGGCAGCCUUGUAAAGUUUGGUCACAGCAAUACUUAUAGAUUCCUGGAUCCGGCUCACGAAGAUAGAACCAGGCCGGCUUUUGGUAGUUCUGGUGGAUUGGAUAAAAUCGGUGGGAGGAUGUACGAUAGUAGUCGUUCACCACGUGCUUUGAGCCCGACAGAUCAAUCUAGAGAAAAUAUCGAAACCACUUUUGAUUUGGAUGGUAACGUAGAAACAGUUUCAACCGCAAGCGGGGCUAGAGAGGAUAACAGAUCCUUGGGAUCGUCUUCUGAGAAUCGGUUAAGCGGUCUCGAUAGGUAUCCCCGGGGUCAAGAUCCCAUACUACCCGCCGUACUAGAGUUCCCGGAAGAGCCUCAAGAACAAUUUUUAGCCAGGGUGAUUACUCAUCUGGAUGUAACGACACCGACAUUCCGGCUAGCUCCAGCUUAUACUCUUUAUUUAUGCGCCAGGUAUAGAGCUUCGACGCAUUAUCGACCAGAAUUGACACCGACAGAACGGGCUCACAAAUUGACUUUACUAUUACAACACGCAGCUAUGUUAAUAAGACAUACGGUUCAAGAUCGCAGCACAGAAAGUACUUCGCAAGCGUUCUGGUUAGCCAACGCUAGCGAAUUACUUCAUUUUCUAAAAUCCGACAGACACGUGAGUGCGUUUUCAUUGCAAGCUCAAGACACCCUAGCAGACGCUGUCCAAUUGGCAUUUAAAAAUCUUGUAGCGUGCUUAACAGACGAAUUAAAUUCGGCCUUAAAUUAUUUGAUGUCGUUAACAGGAGACGACCACCCGAGGGAAAUCAUCAGCGUUUUAAGUGGUGCUAUGAAUCUAUUGAGGAAAUGUAGAGUAAACGCGGCUUUGACUAUACAGUUGUUCUCUCAAUUGUUCCAUUGGGUAUCGGCAAAGGCACUUUCUACAGUUAUUAGUAACGCUAAUUUAUGCACAAGAAGUUUUGGUCAAAAAUUAUUCAACAGACUGAGGAAUCUACAAGCCUGGACGGAAUCGCAGGGAUUGGAAUUAGCGGCCGAGUGCCAUCUUGCAAAAAUUGUACAAUGCGCCCAUCUACUUCAAGCUCCCAAAAGUGUUCCUGAAGAUUUAGCCAACCUUUCAGCGGCGUGCUUCAAAUUAAAUUCAAUGCAACUAGGAACAUUAUUGAUGCAAUACAAGGCCGAAUCUGGUGAAAAAAUCGCGUCACCUUCCCUCCUCGAACAGGCAGCUAAAGCAGCCGAAGGUGUAGCAGACGAAUUAGCGAGAGCAGAAGGUCGAGAAGUUACUCUGUACGAAGAUCCUGCUCCAACUCUACAAUUAUUAUUACCCGAUGAUGGUUUCAGUUGUGACGUUGUUCAAGGUGUACCACCUGGUUUGGCAGACUUUUUACAUCCUCUACAAGCUUCCGGUUUAUGCAGGCUGGCCGCUCAACCUACCAGUUCAGGACAUUGGACAGUUUAUAUGACGGCUCCUAGACCUCCUAGUGCUCUAAGCACAACUCAACCGGAGGUUCAAGUUAUACGUUUACAUAAAGCCGGUGGCGGUAUGGGUCUAUCGAUAGUGGCGGCUAAAGGUGCAGGUCAAGAACGUUUAGGUAUUUAUAUAAAAUCCGUAGUACCUGGAGGAGCUGCCGAUAGAGAUGGACGCUUAGCCGCUGGUGAUCAAUUGUUAUCGGUCGAUGGACAAUCUUUGUUGGGUAUAACGCAAGAAAAAGCAGCCGAAUUCCUGCAAAGGACUAGUAGUAUCGUAACUUUAGAAGUGGCUAAAGCUGGAGCUGUUUAUCAUGGUUUGGCGACUCUAUUGCAACAACCAAGUCCGACACCGCAUCGAGGUCCGAGACGGAUGUCGGAACGCGAUCUACCGUCUAGGGUAGAUUCGGAACGUUCUAUUCCUUCUUCAAAAUCAGUUCCCGCCCUUCACCAAAUCCAUUCUCCUAUCGUUAACGAUCAGCAAUCAACUAGAUCCAAUCCCGCUCCUACUGGUGACGUUUACAGCCGUACUUCUUCGAAUAAUAGUAUCAACAAUCAAAACGGUUCUUCGAUAAGAAGUAGAUCAACACACAAUUUACACCAACAGGAUGGAGGGUUUUAUCAAAAUUUGAGUGUUUACAGGAAUAAAAUUCCCAGUCCUCAACAAUUAGGAGAUAGAACGUCGGCUCUUCGAAGUUCUCAGAACUCACUUCAUUCAUCGAUAGCUAAUUCUCAACGACCUUCUUCGGCGUAUUACCCCCCAUCCUCAUCGGUAAAUAAUCCACGUCCAAAUAAUCUUCACCAGUCGAUACCAAAUCUGAAAAACCCUCCGAAUAUUUAUAGACUACAGAACGAAGAGUCUUCUCGUACAGGAUCGUAUCCCAAUGUCCAGUACGGUCAAAAUUAUUACCCAACUUAUCCUAAAAACAAUUAUCCUAAUCCCGAAGAGAUCAAGGUGCCUUAUAAUAAUCCCUAUUCCGGACAGAAUCAAUCGUUUCCUAGUCCCACGCAUAGUUCCAUGCAGGGAUACCCCAACAACUUACACCCGAAUAUAAGACACGAUGAAAGAGGACCAGAAAUGAGAUAUAACGGUGGUGGAUUGCUUCGAGAAGAUGUUAUUAGACAGUCCCAAAAUUCCAGACACGACGAGAUGAUGAGGUAUCCGAGUCAAGGUAAUAUACGAAUUUCUGAGGCGCAGAUACAAAAUAGUGACUUAUCUCGAUAUAACGAAAUGAGAUCGUCAAAAAGCGAAGAUCUACUCAAACAACACGCACAACAACAUCCCGAACUGACCAGAUAUGCUAGCAGCGGAAAUAUUAGAGACGGGAAACAACUAGACUUACCCCAACUGAGACAGAGUCACGAUCAGUUGUCACACAAUAGACUCAACAAUGAUGACAGAAACCUUAGAGGUGCAGCAAAAUUAGUCGAAAUGUCAGAAGAAGUUAGAAGGCGGCAAAAUCGUGUUCAAUACGGUCAAUCGCAACAACAACAACAACAAAAUGCAUACUACAAUCAACAACAGUUACAACAACAGCAACAAUUGCAACACCAACAACAAUAUUACAAUCACAUGAUGUCUCAGAAUGCGCAAAGUAUGCAAAAUUUAAGUAUCAACCCUCAUUAUGGUCAACAACCUGGAUCUUAUGGUCAACCGAAUACUCUUUCUCCAAGCUAUAACACUAAAAUUCCACCCGUUGCCCCGAAACCGCUAAGAAAAGAUGACUUACCACCAGAACUACCGCCUUCCACGACACACCCUCUUUAUCAAGCGAGCACUCAAGAUCCGCCAAAGAUGGCGUUUUAUCCUACUUCUGGUCCUUCGUCUUCGAAACCACCGAGAGAUCCUUGGGCACGAGAAGAGCAAGAAAGACAACAAGAAGCUCGCAGAGAAGCGGCCAGGCAGUGGCAAGAACAACAGAUUAGAGAACUUGCGGCUCUACCAUACAGGACGGUACAACAGGAAGAGCAAUUGAGGGUGUUACAAUUGGAGAGGGAGUUCCAAAGAAGAGCUAUGGAAGCUGCAGAAGAAGGAGAUGAAGAUACGGAGAAGGAAAGUCUGACGACUCCACAAGGCUCACCUCAAACUGUCCCAAAUCAACCACCAACAAAUACAGCACCACCUACCUUGAUCUCCAAUACUAAACAAGAACCGUCUCAACUACCUCCAACGUCGAUUCUUAAGCCGAACAUGACCAACAAUGUUCAACAACAAACACAACAACCUUCACCUCCAGAGGUCGAUAGUGCACCACCACCUCCUGAAAGGGGAUCUAGUUUCACUGUAAUGUCAAUGAGGACUAAAGAGUCGACAAAGAGAGUAUCCUUCAAUGAUGCUUCUGCUGCUGCUGCUACUAAUUCGGCGAGUCCUAUACAACCUCCUAACACUUUACAGUUAGAGGAAACUAUACGGGAAGAUCCCAAUAGCUUCAUUCGUCAAGCUGAAUCAAUGUUGGCAUCUCCCACGACGCCCACCGACGCUACAUCGGGAAUUACGAACGCGACUCCAGGUGUAAUUGGCGCACAAGAAGUUUACAGAGACCCAAGGGCGAGACGAUUAGCAGAACAGGCACAGCGCAAAGAUCAAAAUCUUAAUGCGGCGGUGCCGGAAAAACUUUCGUUUAAAGAAAAAAUGAAGAUGUUCGCCAUGGAGACGGGCGAACAAGAAACCCCGAAGGAUAAGAGUAAAAUUAGUAGGGCACAGAGAGACAUCGACGGUUUAGGUUCUCCAAAUUUGGUGCAUUAAAAUUUGACAAAUAUCAACUAAUUUUAAACAAUUUAUUAAUCGAGCCAUAAAAUCGAACUUAUUACAAAAAUUAUUCAUAUUUUUCAAAUUUAUAACGUGAUUAUAUUUUUUUAAUUAUUUUGAAGCAGUUAAUUGUCACUUACCGACAGAAUUGUCCAUUAAAAAAUUUAUAAUGUUGCUAGUUAACACAAUCGUUUUUAUUAAUUUCUUUCUGGAAUUACAUAUAAAUUAAUACAAAAUCUAACACAUGUUCUGAAUUCGAUGUACAUCAAUUUGCACAGGGUGAACAAAGUGUAUUUUGCUCUUCGUAACUUGAUAACCACAAGUGAAAUAUUAGAGUUAUUGCAUAUAAAUCAGUUAUACCAUGAUGCCUGUUCUCCAGCUAUUCUGCACAUUCAAGUCCUAUCUCCUCUGAUUCUUCAUUUUUUCCAUUCAUCCAGCUUCUUCUUUACUAGUUUUUACUCAAUGGAUAACUUUUUUUCCCCAUUCUCUGUAUUCAUUCAUUCUAGAUCGGUUAUUUAUAUCUUAUAACUACCAUUUGUGUAUAUUUGGGUUUAAUGAUCUCUCUGAUCAUCUCCAUCGUAUAUCUUCGUGCUGUUCUUUGUCAAAGAUCCACUUCUUCAACCUCCAACAUCUUCUCCGUUCACAUCUCUAAACUGUUUAUCGUGAUAUUCUCUAUAAUGGUGUUGUAGAUACUUUUUUACUCUCCUUUAUCCCAUAGUAUAUCACCUCUCUUAUACAAUCCAUAUUUUUAUAGUUUUUCGAUAUCAACUUGAUUGUUCUCUAUAUUCUGAGUGUAUAGAUGGUGCUAGUUGAGCUAUAAACUCAUAGUCUUACAUUUACAGGUAGCAUCCUCAUUUAAGUCCAUUAGUUAAUAGAAGCUCAUUGUUUAUAGUGUUAUUUUUGUGGACGUCCCCGUAUAUAACAGAUUAACUGCUUUUAUCAGCAAUUAAUGUAUGCCAUACAUCUAUUCAAUGGUUUUAGAUAAUUUGGAGAGUCUUUUCGGAUUUACAGCAACUGUGUAUCUAUACCUAGAAGAUAUAAUACUCUACAUAUCAUUGUUCUGCUUUCAAUAAUAAUCGAUGGUCAGUGUCAUAUGCUUUUUUGGAGUUUAUAAAUAGACGAUCAUAUUACAGUAAUUCGAUUUGGAAAAGAUAAAGGAUGAAAUGUUUCUUCUACAUUGAUCUUCUCAAUUGAGUUUUGAAUGUAAAAUCGAUUUAAUUACAUUCCUAAAUUGGAAUAUCACUAAACUACAGUUAAUUUUUCAAAAAAUUAUAUUUUAUUCCCAAAAGUAUUUUCAAUAUUCUUCGUUCAGCUAAAGCAAAACAAUUUACUAAUAGGACAUCAACUUCCGAUGGAACUAUUGUGAUAUUCAUACUGAACACACUCCACCACUACAUCAACACUCACAAUUUCACUUUCUGGCGCGCGGUUCAGUGUCUGAAGACGAUAACUUGGUUAUCGAAACGUGCGUCAGACAGUGUUAUUGUGAAUGUUGGUGUACUGGUAGAGUAAACAGUGUGUUCAGUAAGAAUUCCAGAAGUUAUUCCAUCCCAUGUCAUCACCAAGUUAACUGAUUCCUUUGGAUAAAAAUGGUUUCAGAAGUAUCUUUAGCUAGUUGAACCAAUAGCAUCUCGAAAGGUUUUGAGUGUCUUGCCACUUUGUUUCAUUCUGUAGAAAAUGUUGUAUUGUGGUGGAAACUGGCGGUGUUGAUUGUAUUGAUUGUUGAAAACUCGUACAAUUUUUCAAGUCAUGGUUUAUAACUAUUAAAAAACCGAAGGACCACCAGAAUAUGUAAAAAUAUUUCAAAAUUCAAAUAUAUGAGAAUUCGAAAAACCACUGGUAGGCAGAACAAAGGUUAAUUUUUAUCACUUACACUAACUAUAAAUCACAAUUAAGUAAUGAAGAUAAUUAACAACGUACAAAAUAAUGAUUAUUGGAGGUAAUUAACCUUAAUUGGUUUCCCUUUCCACCUAUACUACAGUUUGAAUUGUUACUUUUACAUUUAUAUUCAGUUUUUUAAAAAUUCAACUCGAUUUUGAAAUAAAAAAUUUGUUAACAAGCAAAUUUCAACAAUUUUCUUGGAUGGAUCAAUUAUUUUGUCUGAAAGUGUACAUGUUAUUCAAUUUUUCAAAGCAUCUAUGUUAUGCAUAUCUACCAACUAAUAUCUAAUAUACCGUCCAAUACGCAGCUGUAGCGAAUUUACAACGACCAAAAAUAAUAUUCCAUAUAUACAGGAUGUCCUAAUUUUAAGAAAAUGUUUUAAUCUUCUAUAUAGUACGUUACAUGUUUAUUUACUUUUUUUAAUGAACUGGGGUCUCCAAUUCCUUUAAUAAUGUCACUAUACAAUUUUUUACAAAAAUAUUAGUUUAUGUUUUGUGUAUUUUAACCAAUUUUUGAUUUUUUCCGGUUGUGGUGUAUGGUUACGUUGAGCUCAAGUAUUAUGCCGACUCGGAAGAUUAAUGAAAAUAAAGAUUUACAUCAAAGGGGAAUACAUGGUUGAAAAUGAACGACAUCUUCUGGAUCACUCAAUUUAUAAUCAAAUUAUACAAUUUCUAUCUACACCAUUGUAUACUAACCUAACAUACUAAAGGCAAAUUUGAACGCAUAUAAUCCUCCAAGCAAACAAUGGCAUUUCGUAUACUUUACAAUAGCCGUAGAUUUAAAGGCAUUAAGCCAUAAAAGAAACUGUGACAUUUGAGUAACAUUUUGGAUACCUCACUCUGUAUCAUCGCAAAUUUUGAACGCAUCAAACCCUUCAAGUAAACAGUGACAGGAAACUUCAGAUUCUUCACUUUAUACUAGCGGCAAAUUCGAACGCAUCAAACCCUCCAAUCAAACUGUGACAUUUGACGGGAUGUUUCAAAUAUUUCACUCUAUACCAGCGGUAAUUGUGAAUGCAGUAAAGCCUCCAAAGAAAAAAGUGACAUUUGACUGGAAAUUUUAGAUACUUCAAUCUAUACUAGCGAAAAAUUCGAAUUCAUCAAACCCUUGAAGCAAACUGUGACAUUUGAGAGGAAAGUUCACUCUACACCAACGCCUCGCUUGGCGAUUGUAUAAACGACUUUACAGAUACCCCAAUACUUUGGUAUUUUAAUAUAAAUUGGCAGCUAUUACGGGACAUCCUGUACUAUUUGUUUAUACGGUGUGUGAAAAUAAUUUGCAUUAUGGGAAAUGUUACAAAAUGCAGGUAUUAUUCUUUUUAUUUUAUUGUUAUGAUAGGUAUGUAAAUAGGUGAUGUUUUUUCUCCUGUAUUGCGUAUUAUUUACAUCACUGUGUGUACAUUUUUUUCCUAUACUUAGUGGCUUAUAAAAAAGUGAUGGCUGCGAAGUGAAUCCUUUGAACGUUUUCUCUAAUAAAAGUGUCUAUUAUACAUUGUACUAUAUAUAAUAUAUAUCAUAGAAUCCCUAUUUUUUUGUCGAUUUAUACUUGAAAAAAAUUAUUCCUUUUAGGAUUAGAUUUUUUGGAUAUUUUAAAUUUUUUCGAAGCAAUAUUAACUUUUAAAAAUAGUAGCACAUACGGACCAAAUGUUAUACUGUAAUUAUUUAUAACCUUUUGAGAAAGAGAGUAGUUGCCAAGAAAUUUUCUUUUUUUUUUAAUUUUCGAAAAGUAAGUCUCGAUUUUCAAGUCAUUAUUUUGACAAAUUUUGAGGCAUAAUUUGUCAUAAAUUUAAGUAAAUUAUUCUAAUAUUGAAUGUUGAUUAAUUAAUUGGACAAUUCAGUGAAGAAAAAAUUCAUUGAGAUAGAAUUUCAUUUCAAUUAACGAUUAUACAGGGUACAUAUGAAAAUGUUACUUAAGGACCUAAUUGUAGUCCUUAUUUAUCUGCUGGGUGGUAUAUUACUCAAAUUCUCACGAUAGUAUGGACCAAAAAUGAGAAUUUAUUAUAAAUAUCGCUUGGACUCUUGUUAUCACCUAAGUGUUUAAUUUAAUUUAAUCACUCCCUUCUAUAUAAUAUGGGAAAAUAUUCAUAUGUUAAUUAAUUUAAAAAAGAAAAGUUCUUGGUUUAUAGGAACAUCUCUAAAUUUAAUAUAUCAUAUACGCAUUCCAAGGAUCAAACAUUAAAUUUUAUUGUAUAGUUUUAGUAGAUAAAACCGAUUAUUAUGUAUACUGAAUGUCCCAGAUCUAGUGAAAUAUAAAAAUUCAGCAAGCAGCACAAAUUACAAAAAAUUUAAAAACUAUUUUCAAGGUAAAUUUACCAUUUGUAUCCUGUUAUUUCCUAUUCCCUUGAUAAAAUUGCCAAAAGGUGGCUAAUGUUUAUACACCUAUUAAGAGAGAAUUUUCUUUCUUAUUAGCGAAAAUCACCUACGUAUAAAAAGAGCUUAUGAAGAGACUGUUGGUUAGUGCAUACAAAAUCUUGAUAUUGUGCUACAACCCUAAGGUCUUGUAUGUCCCUUAUCAGUGCUAGUACAUCUUCAACUGGCCUGACAUCUACAGCGUGUCCCCCAGCUCCAAGACUCUAAUGAACUUCUGUAGUUGUAUUGUGCUCUGCUAUAAGUGCUGUUUUGACAUCUACGGCACGCUUCCCAAUUUCAAGACUCAACCUUCGGUGAUCUGCUAUAUGAUCUGUUUUCUUAUCUACUGUGCGUCUUCCAGCUCCAGGUCUCCAAUGAAUUUCAGUAGGUAUAAUGUCAUCUGCUAUAAAAGCUGUUUCUGACAUAUACAGCUGGUUUUCCAGUUUCAAGGUUCUAAUGAACUCUGGUAGGUAAAUUGUGACCUGCUUUAAGAAAUGUUUCGACAUCUACAACACGUCCUUCAGUGUCAGGACCCUAAUAACAUCACGUUCUUCAGCUUCAGGGCUCCAAGGAACUCUAGUAGGUAUAUUGAGUUCUACUAUAGAGCUACUGUUGCUAUAAGAACUGUUUUGACAUCUACAGCAAUGGUAAUGUCAUAUAAACUUCUAACGGAGCACUUCAAUCAUUAAAAUAAAAAGAAUGUUAUUAGGGAAUGUAUUUUUGUUUUCUAGUAGAUUUUCAUUGAUAAUAUGAUAAAAAAUAAUAUUUUAUACAAAAAGGGAGCUAAUAAUUGUUGUUGUUGGUUAGGAAGUAAAUCUCAAUUUCGAAUUUCAAAGGAAUGUAAUCAGGGAAAUAACAUUUUUAAUGAUAUUUUGACAUAUAUCUGGAUAAUUUUUUUUGUUAUAAAUUUCCUAUACCAAAUACUAUCUGAUCAAAUUAUUCGAUAACCGCCUUUAUAAAUUGGGUUUAUUAUAGUUUAAAGUGAACGGUUUUGAUAUUAAUAAAAUUAUGGAAUAUUAUGUAUGAAAUAUUUAUGGAACAUUCAGUAUACAUUGCUUUUGAUGUCAAUCUACGAGCAAUAUGUGUGUAUUUACGUAGAUAACAAUCUCGUAAAUUAGUUGUAUAUAAAAUUGUAAUAAAGGUAGUUUUAUAGUUGAUAUAAGUACAGAAUUAUCGUUUGUUUAAAAAAAAUUAUGUAUUAUCUGAAAUAAAAUUUCUAACUAAUCCACAUUUUCAGAUAAUUAUUAUUUUAAAAUAUAAAGAUUUAUUCAAUAAAUACAUAUGUCUCAAUAAA
Molecule: messenger RNA, 11357 nt
Organism: Diorhabda sublineata
Lineage: Eukaryota; Metazoa; Arthropoda; Insecta; Coleoptera; Chrysomelidae
Product: afadin
Exons: 21
Coding region: 303-5831 (1842 amino acids)
Biological process (GO): regulation of protein localization; signal transduction
Cellular component (GO): adherens junction
Molecular function (GO): cell adhesion molecule binding
Source: RefSeq, a predicted model, not a curated record